Zingiber officinale is the source of this 1233-nucleotide messenger RNA. RefSeq lists its product as uncharacterized. Bases 1 to 1038 code for a protein of 345 amino acids. Gene Ontology annotation, molecular function: protein binding. Lineage: Eukaryota; Viridiplantae; Streptophyta; Magnoliopsida; Zingiberales; Zingiberaceae. The transcript is spliced from 3 exons. The record is from RefSeq and is a predicted model, not a curated record.
AUGGCGUCUCUUUCUCUAUCUGAAGAAAUGCGAUUGAAAGUUGAACUUUUUUUGGUUGAGUUUCUAUCGGUUGAAUCAGAUUUUGGGAUUCUGGAGUUCAUGUUCUGCUCCUGCGAAUUGAUCGCGAUUCGAUUCGCUAAAAUUGCUGCGAUCGAUCUGGCAGCAGCAUCGGCAGGAGGAGAAGACGACUACUGCCCCUCGUCUUCCUCCUCCGCGUUGCUGUCGUCCCCCAAGAAUGCCCGGGUCAAGUUCCUCUGCAGCUUCGGCGGGAAGAUCCUCCCCCGCCCAUCCGAUGGCCGCCUCAAGUACGUCGGCGGCGACACCCGCGUUCUCGUCGUCACCCGCGCCGUCUCCUUCUCAGAGCUCAGGGAGAGGGUCCAGGCGAUGUUCCGGCGGUGCAAGGUGAUCAAGUACCAACUGGUGUCGGAGGACCUCGACAUUCUCGUCACCGUCGCCGGCGACGAGGACCUCGCGCACAUGCUCGACGAGUACGACCGCGUCGAUGCGCUCCACCCUCGGUCUCCAUCCGCCGUCUCCUCUCCCCGCUUCCGCCUCUUCCUCUUCCCCUCCCCCUCCCCUUCCUCUGCCUCCGACACGGCUUCCGCCGCGACCCUCGGCCAGCGCUACGUCGACACCAUCAACGCGGUCAUGCCCGGCAGUCCCCCGAUCUUCAGCAUCUCCAACGCCUCCUCCGGCGCGAACUCCCCCACCUCCACAACCGAAUGCUCGAGCGCCUUCUUCGCCUCGCGCCCCGUCGCCCUCGGAGGCGGAGGGAUGCACCGCGUCCGGAGCUCGCCGGACCUCGCCGGCGGAUGUUCCAUGAACCAGACGGGGGGUGCCGGCCUACAGCAUCACCAAAGCCUCCGCCACCAUCACCAUCUCCACCACCCUGCGCAGCACCAUCACUUACCCCACCGGCAACCGACCCCUGCUCUGCAGCCCCACGUCGCCGGCGGAGGUGGCGGCUGGAGGCCGGGCCCAGCCCCGCGACACGAAGCGUCCGGGUGCUUCUUGCCGCGUGGCGGCCUCCACUACUGAGGCGGCGGAAGCGUGACCCUCAGGAGCGCCGGCGAGGAGUCACACUCCGGCCGCGCGUCGAGGAGCACCUCGCCGUUCCGCACCGGGCCGCGGGAGCCAGUCAUCUGGGAAUAGCCCCCAGGGUCGUCACGAUUCGUGCAAGCGAUCGCACCGCUUAUUUAACUCUUGCGAACCGACGGCGGUGAUUAAUUCGUA